GUCUAGAUCUAGAUAUGCUAGAAUGAGAAAAGCGGACGGAUUCAGGUUUCUAUUCUCCAGGGACAAGAACAUAAAACCUAUUCCUUCCCUGGAAGGGAUUGAAAUAAGGAUGGGAGAGAGUAUGCUAUUGGAAGCUGCGAGGUCGGGAGAUGAAUCUCAGGUCCGGGUUCAUAUUAAAGAAGGAGCAGACGUCAACCAGGUUGAUAAACACGGAGAAACUGCUCUCAUUAUUGCUUCUUGUCUUGGAUAUGAAAAGGUUGUAGCGGAGCUACUGCAAGUUCCUGGAAUCCAGGUUAAUAAGAAAACACCUGAAGGUUGGACAGCUCUGGUAGCAGCUGCAGACAAGGGGCAUCACGCCGUGGUUCGUAAACUCCUGGAGCACCCAGAAACUGAUCCUAAUACUAGAGAUAAACAAGAGCAGACGGUGUUAAUGGGGUUGAGUGGUCUGCUAGAUCAUACUGCAGUUAUUCAUGAACUCCUGUCACACCCUGAUACAGAUAUUCUAGCUCAGGUAAUAUCAGCUUAAA
Eurytemora carolleeae is the source of this 527-nucleotide messenger RNA. Its product is annotated as kinase D-interacting substrate of 220 kDa. The record is from RefSeq and is a predicted model, not a curated record. The transcript has 5 exons. NCBI's taxonomy places the organism in Eukaryota, Metazoa, Arthropoda, Copepoda, Calanoida, Temoridae. The coding region runs from base 23 to 526 and encodes 167 amino acids. Gene Ontology annotation, molecular function: protein binding.